AUGGAGGCCGCGGCGGCCACGGGGGUCCGCCCCUUCGCCGCGCCGCUCGGGCCCGCGAGGGGGGCGGGCGCGGGCGCAGGCUGGCGGUGCGGGCAGGGCCGGCGGCGGCUUGGGCGGGGCGCGCGGGUGGCGGCGAGGCUGGACGGGGGCGUGGGGAAGGGGGUGCCCACCACCAACUACGUCGUGCCGCUCGACAAGCCCACCGGGAUGACCCGCCCGCUCGUCGAGAUCCUCAGGGACCUCAACAAGCGCGUCCCCGACAAGAUCAUCGACCCCGACACCAACACCGUCCCAUGGUACCAUGCCAACAGAAUGCUCAGCUUUUAUGCACCAGGUUGGUGUGGUGAAGUUCGUGAUGUUAUUUAUUCCAACAGUGGAACUGUGACCGUGGUCUAUCGAGUGAUUCUGAAAGGAACGGAUGGAGAGGCUUUCAGAGACGCCACAGGCACGGCAAAGGUGCACGAGGGACGUAACGACGACGCUGUUGCGGCUGCGGAGGAGGCAGCAUUCAGCAAGGCCUGCGCCCGGUUUGGUUUCGGCCUGUACCUGUACCACCAGGGUGAGAUCCCGUAG
Molecule: messenger RNA, 573 nt
Organism: Triticum turgidum subsp. durum (durum wheat)
Lineage: Eukaryota; Viridiplantae; Streptophyta; Magnoliopsida; Poales; Poaceae
Source: the annotation of a GenBank genome assembly